UACACAUUUGGAAUGUCAAAGUUGGUAACAUUGACCAAAUUCUCUAUAAAUAGGAGAAAUUCGGUUCCCUCAUUCAUCACUAAAUUUGUCUUUGUCUUCUUAUCUUAAUUGUUUCCUUUUAGUCUUUUAUAAUUCUGUCCUUAGCAUGGCUCUUUCUCUUUUGUGUCCUCUUCUUGCCACCUUUCUUUUCAUGCAAACUCUGGCAGAUACUUCCUUUAUUCAAUCUCGUGCAGCAUAUUACCCAAACUCUGAAGAAAAUGGCACAGACGUUGGUGCAUGUGGAUUUGGUUCCUUUGGUGCCACUGUUAAUGGUGGGGAUGUAUCAGCUGCAUCUGAUCUUUAUCGAAAUGGUGUUGGCUGUGGUGCCUGUUACCAGGUGAGAUGUAGCAAUAGUGCUUAUUGCUCAGGCAAUGGUGUGACGAUAGUAAUAACUGACCAAGGCUCAAGUGCUAACACUGACUUCAUUCUUAGCCAACGAGCUUUUGGUGGGAUGGCUAUCAACAAGGAUGCAGCUGCUUCUCUAUUAGCUCUUGGCGUAGUUGAUAUUGAAUAUAGACGGGUUUCAUGCAGCUACCCAGGCAAAAACAUUACAGUUAAGAUACAUGAGAGUAGCAACAACCCUCACUAUUUGGCUUUUGUCUUAUGGUUUCAACAAGGAAGUAAAGACAUAACUGCUGUGCAACUUUGCGAGACUGAGAACUUUGUGUGCAAGUUACUGGAUCGGAGUCAUGGAGCAGUAUGGACCACCACUGCGCCACCGAGUGGACCUUUGGGUUUGAGGAUGUUGUUUAGUGAUGAAGAAGGGGAAGACGAAUCAUGGAUCGUUCCGGUUAAUAACAUUCCACAGGACUGGAAGGCUGAAGAAACGUACGACUUAGGGGUACAAGUGAACUAAUAGAAGCAGAAAAUUAAUCAUUUAUUAAUCUGCUUUGUAACGAAAUAAAAAAUAAGUCAAGUAUAGUGAGUUCAAUCGAUUUACCUUAUUUAAUUGCCCUCCAAUAAUUUGUUUUUCUCAGAAGUAGCAAGGACUGAGGACAUUUUGUGAUCUUACUGUAGCAUGUCACCCUACUCCCUGGAUAUUUCCUAGUUUAAAAUAUUUCGAUCAUGUUCACAAGCAUGCUGAAAUGUCAUUUAGUUUCUCUGUA
Messenger RNA from Vigna angularis (adzuki bean), 1145 nucleotides. Its product is annotated as expansin-like B1. The transcript is spliced from 5 exons. Lineage: Eukaryota; Viridiplantae; Streptophyta; Magnoliopsida; Fabales; Fabaceae. The record is from RefSeq and is a predicted model, not a curated record. Gene Ontology annotation, cellular component: extracellular region. Bases 146 to 895 code for a protein of 249 amino acids.